This is a messenger RNA of Triticum aestivum (bread wheat), 2915 nucleotides long. RefSeq lists its product as uncharacterized. The transcript is spliced from 14 exons. The record is from RefSeq and is a predicted model, not a curated record. Lineage: Eukaryota; Viridiplantae; Streptophyta; Magnoliopsida; Poales; Poaceae. Bases 787 to 1896 code for a protein of 369 amino acids.
UCAAAUGCAUGUUUGAAUAUUUUUUCUGAGGCAUUUGGCAUACUGAGAUAGUUGAUUUUUUUGUUUUGAGCCAAUGUGGUGUUCUACAUCAAGCUGGGCCAGUGUCGUGUUAUACAUAGUACUGUUUCUAGGCAUUUCUAGCCAGACUCCAUUCCCUCACACAAAUCUGAGCUGAGCUAGUACUUGCGACGGAGGGAUACAUGGGUGGGCGGCAGCGGCCAAUGUGGGGUCUGCGUGCGUGCAUGCUUCGCGUGGCGCGACAAGCAUUUGUGGUUUGUGAUCGGAUGUCCACACCGCGAACCAGUGUCUGAUGGAUGCCCGCAAGUAGACUGAAGAAGAGAUCGGAAGUAAAACCGAGGCCUCCUUGAAAGAAGGGUUAGGUCAACAGCUUAAAACUGAUCAUAUGAAGAAGAGUAGAGAUUUAACAAGAGAUUGCUUGAACAGUGUGCCACACACAGGUACAGAUAUUGAAGAUGAAGAAGGGAAGCCUGGGAAUGAUAGGAAUGAAGAAGGGAGACAUCAGUGUGUGGAAGAUACUGAUUUAGAUGAGAGAGGCUAUGAUGUCGAGAUCACCGACACUGAAGCAUCAGAGAUUUGCUGUAUGAAUAAGUUCUGACGGUGCUGACUAAAAGUGCUCGAAGGAAAGAACAUCGGAAAGCUAUUUUGGAAUGAAAAAAGAAGAGAGCAAGGAUUGACCCAAACACAAUCAAAGCCACAAUUGAUGAGAUUGCGACCAAAGCUUACAGCCGGUGUAGCGUGCCAUACUUCUCCGAGAUUGUCAGUUUCAUGUGUAAGAGCCACCACAGGGUCCAGCUUGUUAGGAACAGCGGUUUCGGAUAUCUGUUGGAGCUGGUUGACUGUCCUGUACCCAGGGGGUUUGUGCAGUGGAUCGCUGACAGUGUUGACACAAAAGCAGAAGCAAUUGUUUUCAACAAGAAGAGCAUUCCACUGAAUGCUCAGUCAGUGGAGUUUGUGUUGGGGAUUCCUUCAGGGGAAACAAUCAUAAACACUAAAGAAGAAGAGGCUGGCAAACAAGCUUUUCUUGCACUUUUUGGGUUGACAGAAGUCCCAACAAUCAAAUUCUUUGGCAAUAAGCUGAUGAACGAAGAAAUGUCUGACGACCAGAUCAUCCGUUGUUUCCUGGUUGUGGCAUUAUCAACAUUCCUCUGCCCGACAGCAAACACUAAACCAAGCACCAAAUAUAUGGGAGCUCUAGUUAAUGUGGAGCAACUCAAGCAAAUAAAUUGGUGCAGGUUUGUUCACGAUUGGAAGUUGAUGUAUAUAACGAAAUACCAAAAGGAAAAGCUGAAGCAGAACCGAACAAUGAUGACUCUAGGAGGAUGUAUAUACCACCUAGCAGUCCGUUGCCUUGAUUUUACUGAUUUUGGCUCAAUUCAAAUCCCAUCUUUGAUGCCCAGGAUAUGUGUUUGGAAGGGAGAUAUGGUCAAGCAUUUAAGUGACAUGACCAUUGGAAGAGAUGGAAAGUAUGGAUGUCUGACAAUAAAAGAAGUAUCAGAAACCUGCUAUAAGGAUGGAACUUUUGAGUGGGCAAGUAUGAUUAAGAAUUCAAAUUUCAGGAAAGCGAUAAACAAUGUUGCAGGGAAUUCUUUGUCUGACAAGGUCAAAGAGGAUAUCUUCCUCGCUUACAAAAACCAUAUGAAGAAUGAAGACCUAAAUACUUGCAUCAAAGCUAAAGGGCUUCUGCUAGACACGAUCCGCAUCAUAACCAAUGCCUCUGGUGAAUCAGGUGAUACAGUUCAAGUGGGCUCAACAGGAACUGAAUUGAAUGCAAGCCAACAAUCCAACAACUCAGGAGACACUGUCAAACUACAAUCGACUGAACUUCAAGAGGAAAAUGAUGGAGGGCAUCUGGUGCAAAGGAAAAGAAGGAAAUGAAUGUUCUAUCAACUAGCCAACAGUCUGCUGGUUCUUCUGUAUCAAAAACAAAUGCUGGAAAAGGGAGCAAAAAUGAAGCUGAUGGGUUUUGUAGCAGCCCUCCUAAAGUCCAUGAAAUAGGCAAGCUGAAGUCUGACUCUGAAGCACAAUGUCAAAGAGAGCAUUCCUCAAAGGACCCCAUGCCGGAAAUGUGUGCUCCAGCCACAUCAACUUUCGCUCCAGGAAACCAUGUAGAUGGAGGAGAAGGAUAAAUGCCCAAUCAAGCAGCGAACCACAUGAUCCCUGUUCAAUCAAGCACAAGAAGCCUUUAGAAGCUCUUUUGAAGGGUGACAAAAAAAUCCCCUCAAAACAAGGUGAAGAAAAGGAUGAAGCUCACACUCUAGAUAAUCAACAAGAGAAAAGCAACAGCCUCAACUACAUGCUUAUUGGAGAAGCAAAAGAGAACCACGUUCAAAAUGUAGCAGAGAGUGCCAAGGAGGACAUCCCAACAGAGCUCAUUCAGUCCAAAAUAAUUUUCACGGAAUCAAAGCAAACAACAUUUUCUGGUUUUCAAAACACAUCAAUUCAGGAAUUGGUACACAAAAUUUAUUUUUCUUCAUGUCAGCAGUGGCAUUCAUAGACAUGCUUACCACUCUCUAGUUGUCAAUCUUUUUGUCUUCUUCUAUGUGUUUUAACUGUGUCUUUUUUCUUGUUUUUUGUUUGUUCACUUGAAAACACACUUGAAAAAAGGACCUGCAGAGGAAAAAAUUUAGGGGGCGCCCGGAUAACCUGAGCAUAGACAUUAAUGUAAAAUCGCAACCAGAGAGUGGGACACAUAUAGAUGAGGUUUUUGCAAGAGGCUAUAAAAUCAUUAGCGACUUUCUAGACAAGGCAAGAGAAAAAUACUUGUUCGCCGAUGAUAGCACCCCCUCAUUCAGGAUCUCUGAAGAUGUGGAUGAAUGUGGAAAUAUAAUCAAAGAACAUGAAUUGUGGAGGCCUGUAUGGAUGAAGGAUGAGUGUUCCAAUAAAAAGAUAGAGGC